CAGCAGCCGGGGGUGGCGGGGGUGCCCAGCCUUCCAGCUCGGAGGUCGCCGGGACGGGGAAGAUGCCGCAGCCCGAGCCGCCGAGCCCCGUCGCGGAGCUCCCCGGCCCCCGCCGCUGCGGAGGGGCGCAGAGCGUGGCGCGGCCCGGGCGGAGCUAGAGGCGGGCGUCUGCACCGCGUCGCGCCACCCGCAGUUCCCCGCCUCCGGCCAGGCCUGUCGCGGCCGAUGUCCUGACCGCGGGCGCAGCUGCAGGGUUGGCAAGGUGCCGCGCUCGAGGAGAGGCGUGAGGAGUCCUGGCGGCGCCCGAGUCCACCAGCUCCGGACGCUGGUCCCCGGGGGCACGCGCCUCGGCGCUCCUCCCUCCCGCCCCUGCUCCUCCUAGCCGCACGAACCUCCCCCGACCCCUCCUUCCACCCACCCUAGAGGAUGCUCUCCCCCGCGCCGAGCAGCAGAGGCCACCGCUCCCAGAAAUGCGUGCGCCCGAUCCCCUUCUCCCGGACCCGAGGAGCCCGCGCCCCCGCCCUGUAGGGUUAUGAUUCACUGAUUUAAAAGAAGGACUUUUCCAAAUACUUUGCAUUUUGAUUGUGUAUUAUGGAUACCAAGGAAGAGAAGAAGGAACGGAAACAAAGUUAUUUUGCUCGAUUGAAAAAGAAAAAACAAGCCAAACAAAAUGCAGAGACAGCCUCAACUAUUGCUACAAGGACCCACACUGGAAAAGAGGAUGCUAAAACAGUCAUUUUAGAACAAGACAAAUGCAACAGUGCUGUAGAAGAGGAGUAUAUUACUGAUGAGAAAAAAAAGAGAAAAAAUAAUCAGUUAAAGGAGAUCAGGCGUACAGAACUAAAGAGAUAUUAUAGUACUGAUGACAAUCAAAACAAAACACAUGAUAAAAAAGAGAAGAAGAUGGUGGUUCAGAAGCCCCAUGGGACUGUGGAAUACACUGCUGGAAGCCAGGACACCCUAAACUCCAUAGCCCUGAAGUUUAACGUCACUCCCAAUAAAUUAGUGGAACUGAAUAAACUUUUCACACACACUAUUGUUCCAGGCCAGAUCAAGAAUUCUAAAAGCAUUCUGGAACUGAGGAACUGUUCAGAGGUCCUUUUUGUGCCAGAUGCCAACUUUCCUUCCAGUACCUUAAGAUUAUCAUCAUCCAGUCCUGGUGCUACUGUCUCUCCUUCAUCAUCAGAUGCAGAAUAUGAUAAACUGCCUGAUGCUGAUUUAGCAAGAAAGGCCUUAAAACCCAUUGAAAGAGUCUUAUCAUCCACUUCUGAAGAAGAUGAGCCAGGCGUGGUAAAAUUUCUAAAAAUGAAUUGCCGAUACUUCACCGAUGGAAAGGGGGUGGUCGGAGGCGUCAUGAUUGUUACUCCCAACAACAUCAUGUUUGACCCUCACAAGUCUGAUCCCCUGGUCAUUGAAAAUGGUUGUGAGGAGUAUGGCCUCAUUUGCCCCAUGGAAGAGGUGGUUUCCAUUGCUCUCUACAAUGACAUUUCCCACAUGAAGAUCAAAGAUGCCUUGCCAUCUGACCUACCUCAGGAUCUUUGUCCUCUGUACAGGCCUGGAGAAUGGGAAGACCUGGCUUCAGAAAAAGACAUCAACCCCUUCAGUAAGUUCAAAUCUCUCAACAAGGAAAAACGGCAGCAGAAUGGGGAGAGAACCAUCACUUCAGAUUCCAAAUCCAUAAGACCUUUGGAGAAGUCAACAGAAUAUACGCACAUGAAGCCCUCAGAUGGCUCUCUGUCAGGAAAGGUAAAGACACUCGAGUCUUCUACAGAGGCAACCAGUGGAUCUGCCACAGUGACUAAGGUCAGCAAGGAACCUUCUGACACUCGUGCUGCAUUUGAAUCUAUAGCCAAAGAAAAUUCCCUUUUAGGGGAAGAUGAUGACUUUGUUGACUUGGAAGAACUUUCUUCUCAAACUGAUAGUGGAAUGGACAAAAGAGACACCUCAAAGGAGUGCCUUUCUCUUGACCCAAAAGAGCUAAGGAAGGCUAAGUCCCGCAUCAUCGGUUCCACUACAGAAAUGCAGGUGCAAUCAGCUCUGAACUUUUCAGGAACAGAUAAUGACGCUGAACUGAAGGGGGCCCUAGAUUUAGAAACCCGUGAGAAGCAAGAUGUAAUGCCGGAGGUGGACAAGCAGUCUGGUUCCCCAGAAAGCCAGGUGGAAAACACACUGAACAUACAUGAAGAUCUAGAUAAAGUUAAACUCAUUGAAUAUUACCUGAAUAAGAACAAAGAAGGGUCACAGUUAACUGAAAACUUGCCGAAGGCAGAAUUAAGUGAUGGCCAAAGUACUGAGCCAGUGGGAAUAGAUAUCACCCUUAGCAGUUCUCUUCCCCAGGUAGGCGGUCCCCCAACUGAGGGCAGUAAGGAGACAGACAAAACCUGGGUGAAAGAGAGAGUGUCCCUCCCAUUGCAACCGGCCUCUUCUACAGAAGAAAAUGUGAAUAAAGGGUCUUUAGACACCUCUUCAGAAUCUACCCUGGACAACAGCUGCCAAGGGGCACAAAUGGAUAAUAAGUCCGAAAUUCAGUUGUGGCUACUAAAGAGAAUUCAGGUCCCCAUCGAAGAUAUACUUCCUUCAAAAGAGGAGAAAAGCAAGACUCCACCCAUGUUUCUGUGCAUUAAAGUAGGAAAGCCAAUGAGAAAAUCCUUUGCCACUCACAGUGCAGCCAUGGUCCAGCAGUAUGGCAAACGAAGAAAGCAGCCGGAGUACUGGUUUGCUGUUCCUCGGGAGAGGGUGGAUCACUUGUACACGUUCUUUGUUCAGUGGUCUCCUGACGUCUAUGGGAAAGAUGCCAAAGAGCAAGGCUUUGUGGUGGUGGAAAAGGAAGAACUGAAUAUGAUUGACAACUUCUUCAGUGAGCCGACCACCAAGAGCUGGGAGAUCAUCACGGUUGAGGAGGCAAAGCGCAGGAAGAGCACCUGCAGUUACUAUGAAGAUGAUGAUGAGUUGGCCCUGCCAAUCCUGCAGCCCCACAGUGCACUCCUGGAGAACAUGCACAUAGAGCAGUUACAAAUAUUUGUCAGAGUAAAAGGAAGCAACGUGUGGCUGGCCCGACGCCUUCCAGCAAGGGUACAGGGGUAUCCGUGGAGACUCGCCUAUAGCACAUUAGAGCAUGGGACCAGUUUGAAAACUCUCUAUCGGAAGUCAGCGUCCUUAGACAGCCCUGUCCUGUUGGUCGUCAAAGAUAUGGAUAAUCAGAUUUUUGGAGCAUAUGCAACUCAUCCUUUCAAGUUCAGUGACCACUAUUAUGGCACAGGCGAAACUUUUCUGUACACAUUUAGCCCCAAUUUCAAGGUCUUUAAGUGGAGUGGAGAAAACUCAUACUUUAUCAAUGGAGACAUAAGUUCUUUGGAACUUGGUGGUGGAGGGGGACGAUUUGGUUUAUGGCUAGAUGCUGAUUUAUACCAUGGACGGAGCAACUCUUGCAGCACUUUCAAUAACGAUAUCCUUUCCAAAAAGGAAGACUUCAUAGUUCAGGACCUCGAGGUAUGGACAUUUGAGUGAAACUCACUCAGACUGCCUUAAAAUACCACAUUAAAAAGGUCAGGUUCCAUCAGCCCUCCUAAAGCUGGCUUCCUGGAAGACACAGCCCUGGCCCUGACUGCCUCAUCCCACCAUACUGCUUCCUUUCCGCCAACGUCUCAGAGCAUGGCCACACCGCAGAGGGAUUCUGAAAGGGACAUGUGGAGGGCAGACAAGGAAGAAAGAGUUGAAGUCCGGAGUGUUGAAGGACUUUAUACUCCCAUUUCCUUCAAAUCUAUACAGUGAGGAAUCAGAAUAUUUAUAGAUGUAUGAGUUGAAUGCAAUUUUUAUUUUUGGUAACUGUGAAAAAAAAUACUGUGGAAAUACAUACAUGCCUUGUGUAUUUAUCAACAUAAUUUUCAUUACCAAAAUGUACAGCAUAAUAUUGUUUGCCAUGGAAAAGCUUAGUCUCAUUUAGAAAAAUUGAAAGUGCUCGGCACUUAAAGGGAAUAUAUGAUUUUUUUAAAAAUUGUCUUAUUUAUUAUUUCUAGUAUAUUGUCUAAAAUUUGUUGGCAGUUUUUUCUUUUAAUGUGUCAAAUUGAAAUAAAUGUAUACAUUUUGUGCUAUGUUUUGGAAACAAACCCAUUUGAUUUAUAUAGUUUUAUAUUGAAUUUUUUUUUUUUUUGGCCCUGAUUGUUUAGGGUGAUAGGUCUUAAGCAGCAUAUAUAUAUAUAUAUAUGCAUAAUUCUGAAAUUUAAAAAAAACUCAUUACCAAUGUUUAUUGAUUUGACUAUUGUAGGCCAGCUUUCCAUUUAGUCAUUAAAAAAGGAACAUUUUUACUUACUCUGAACAUAAUUGUGUAAAGAAGAAGCCAUUUCCCACAGUCAUAAGUUCGUAUUUACAAAAAUGUAUACCUUUCUGAAUCCAGACUUAGAACAAACCCUGCUUUUGAAAAGAAAAUGUUCUGUUUCUUACAAAAUCAUGUGUGUUAAUAACAAAAACUUUAUUUUCAUAGUGUUUUGUGCAUAAUUUUCCCCAGGUUCUUAAAUUGAUGAACAGGCCUCUGUUUUAAAAGAAACUGAAUGUUUUAAUUUCUGCAUAUUUUAUAGCAAAUGAAAAAUGUCAAAUUAGCCCAACUGUAUUGGUUUCUAGACUCUUUUGAGAAAAAGCAAUGCAAAGAAGUGCAUUCAUACCAAAAUUGGAAUAAAAAAAGUAAAACCUAUUUUUUAACAUCAACCCAUUUUCAUAUCAUAAAAUACUCUUUGUUAAAAAUGAUAAUAAAGCCUUGUUAAAAAUUAAACAAUAUUACUGAUUGCCAAACUUGUAUGAAAGCCAAAGACUGAUAACAGAAAAAGUUUUCAAAUAACAGCCAAUGCUGAGAAGUGGUCUGUCAUAAAUUAUAUCCCCAGUGAUCUCUGAAAGGAAAAAUUAAUAACAAGUAGCAUUUAUAUACCUGCAUUUAAAAAAAAUAAAACCAUCUUUAGCAUGUUAGCCUUAAGCUGGCAGAAUAUUUCCUUUAUUCUCUUAUUUUAGGAUAUUUAUGAAAGAGAACAAAUUGCCAAGUGGCCUCCUGUCAGAUCAGCAACUAUUUUAUUCACAUUCCAUGCAAGUUUAAAUGAAUUCUGUUAAAUCUUAAAUAUGUAGCCUGGGUGUGCUUUCACCCAAGUUCUCCUAUUGAGAACUCUUGAUUAACAACAUAUUCACAGUUUAACCUUAACCUGCUCAUUAAAUGAUGUGUUGGUGUGAGAGAUCAGGAAGGUCUCAUGAUGAUCAAGUUUAGCAUUUAUGCCAUGUGCAACCAUAUGCUAUUAAUGAACAAAAUGGUCAUUUUGCAUAUAGUUCAUGUCUACCUAGUUUAGUCCAUGAUAUUAUACUUGUGAGAGCAUACCCAGAUGCCGUGUUCUCUAUUUAAAACAGUAUUGUCCAAUCAGAAAUGUGUGGCCCUUCAUUUAUGGAUAUUGAGUAUAUGUAAUGCAGUGCUAGCCCAAUAUUUUCAAUAAAGGAAUUUAUGCAUCCAG
Messenger RNA from Zalophus californianus (California sea lion), 5483 nucleotides. It is a transcript of the gene NCOA7, whose product is annotated as nuclear receptor coactivator 7. The transcript has 18 exons. Gene Ontology annotation, cellular component: nucleus. Bases 592 to 3507 code for a protein of 971 amino acids. The record is from RefSeq and is a predicted model, not a curated record. Gene Ontology annotation, biological process: regulation of transcription by RNA polymerase II; response to oxidative stress. Lineage: Eukaryota; Metazoa; Chordata; Mammalia; Carnivora; Otariidae.